Messenger RNA from Alnus glutinosa, 674 nucleotides. RefSeq lists its product as uncharacterized. The transcript is spliced from 2 exons. The record is from RefSeq and is a predicted model, not a curated record. The coding region runs from base 128 to 370 and encodes 80 amino acids. Lineage: Eukaryota; Viridiplantae; Streptophyta; Magnoliopsida; Fagales; Betulaceae.
GAAAGAAAAAGGUAAAAACAUGGCCAACAGAAUUUGACAAAACUUCAACUCUGCACCCUCCAUAACUUCCACUGUUCCACACAUUCCUCAAUCCUCCUACUCUCCGUCUCUAUCGGAUUCAGAGGAAAUGUGUCCGCUGAGGCUGAUUCUGAUAUUUCUCUCCGCCACGCUGGCCGGCUUCUUCGUCCUCAGAAACCUCAAGUCAGAGCAGCCCCACCUAGUCGUCCAUACCGAUACCGACGAAAACGACGCCGUUAAGGAUCCCAAUGCAAGCAAGGUGAGCAAGGCGUUCUGGACCUGUGUCGACAUGGCCAGUGGUCGCUACCUCUGGAGGCAUUUGGUCUCUCCGUCUUCCAAGCGCUCCGAUUGAUCUCUUCCAAACCCACUACUGUUGUACUGUUUUGUAAGUACAAGGCUGAACCGUGAAAUUGCCUUUGUGAUGUUGAAUGUGUGAUCUUAGAAUCAUUUCAAAAAAAACACCCAUGUUGUUGUUGUUGUUGUUAAUGUUGUAUUGCUAAUGUUGUUGGUGAAUUUGUUGUCAAAAUUUACCCUAUACUCUUGUAUAGAUUUAUGGUCGGUUGUGUUUAUUAAGAACUCCGUCGGUCUUUCUCUUAAAUUAUGUGACAAUAAAGAAAUUUUAAUUGGUGGGGUGGAAGCAACCCUGCAAUUACUUA